Molecule: messenger RNA, 890 nt
Organism: Prinia subflava (tawny-flanked prinia)
Lineage: Eukaryota; Metazoa; Chordata; Aves; Passeriformes; Cisticolidae
Gene: METTL21A
Product: methyltransferase 21A, HSPA lysine
Exons: 3
Coding region: 152-808 (218 amino acids)
Biological process (GO): peptidyl-lysine methylation
Cellular component (GO): cytosol; cytoplasm
Molecular function (GO): protein-lysine N-methyltransferase activity
Source: RefSeq, a predicted model, not a curated record
GCGGAGCGGGCGGGCCGGGCCCGGGCCCGGGCCAGGGCAGGGCCUGAGGCUGCCGCGGGCCGCCCCUCUCGCUGCCCGCGCUCGGGCAGGGCCUAGCCGGCGGCCGGGGCCGCGGUGAGCCGGCCCGGGGGCUGCGGUCGCCGGCGGCGGGAUGGCCUUGGUGCCCUACGAGGAGGGAGGCGGCUGGGCGGCGCGGCAGCUGCACAGCCCUUGGGCCACCUUCCGCUUCGCCAGCCGUACCAUCCGCCUCCAGCAGGACUGGCGGCGGCUGGGGGUGGCGGCCGUGGUCUGGGACGCGGCUGUUGUCCUGUGUGCUUACCUGGAGAUGGAAGGCGUUGAUCUCAGGGAUCGGUCUGUGAUCGAGCUGGGAGCUGGAACUGGAUUGCUGGGAAUAGUGGUCACCCUGCUAGGUGCCCGUGUCACCAUCACAGACAGGGCGGCAGCGCUGGAGUUCCUGGAGUCAAACGUGCAGGCGAACUUACCCCCUGAACUAUGUCCCAGAGCUGUGGUGAAGGAGCUGACUUGGGGAAAAGACCUGGACAACUUUCCUCCAGGAGCAUUUGACUUCGUCCUGGGUGCAGACAUCGUUUAUCUGGAAGAGACGUUUGUAGAACUGCUUCAGACGCUGGAGCACCUGUGCUCAGAGCGAACGGUGAUUCUGCUUUCCUGUCGUAUCCGCUACGAGCGGGAUCUCAAGUUCUUGAGGAUGCUGAGAGAGCGUUUCUCUGUAUCCGAGGUCCAUUAUGAUUCCAGUAAGGAUGUUCAUAUCUACAGAGCACAGAGGGGUAGUCGCAAGGAGGACCUCUGACUCUCUGCUUUGUUAAUAGGCCACUGAUGCUGUUCAAUUCUCCCCUUUGUUUCUACUCAAUACACUUGUUCCUAAGCAUGAA